Molecule: messenger RNA, 1909 nt
Organism: Bombina bombina (fire-bellied toad)
Lineage: Eukaryota; Metazoa; Chordata; Amphibia; Anura; Bombinatoridae
Gene: PCCA
Product: propionyl-CoA carboxylase subunit alpha
Exons: 18
Coding region: 47-1714 (555 amino acids)
Cellular component (GO): mitochondrion
Molecular function (GO): metal ion binding; ATP binding; propionyl-CoA carboxylase activity
Source: RefSeq, a predicted model, not a curated record
AGAAGACGUCGCCUUUAUUGGACCCGACACACAUGCUAUUCAGGCAAUGGGGGACAAGAUUGAAAGCAAGCUGUUAGCCAAGAACGCAAAGGUCAAUACUAUCCCUGGCUUUGAUGGAGUUGUCAAGGAUGCAGAUGAAGCUGUCAGAAUUGCAAGGGAAAUUGGUUAUCCGGUUAUGAUCAAGGCCUCUGCAGGUGGUGGCGGGAAAGGCAUGAGGAUUGCUUGGGAUGAUGACGAGACCAGGGAAGGUUUUAGAUUUUCAUCACAAGAGGCAGCCUCAAGUUUUGGAGAUGACCGCCUGCUAAUAGAAAAAUUUAUUGAUAACCCUCGUCACAUAGAAAUACAGGUUUUGGCAGAUAAACAUGGUAACGCACUUUGGUUAAAUGAAAGAGAGUGUUCCAUUCAAAGACGAAAUCAGAAAGUGGUGGAGGAGGCUCCCAGCACAUUUCUUGACCCUGAAACACGAAGAGCUAUGGGAGAACAAGCAGUAUCUCUUGCCAAAGUAGUUAAAUAUUCAUCUGCAGGAACAGUAGAAUUCCUUGUGGAUUCCAAAAAGAGCUUCUACUUUUUGGAAAUGAAUACAAGGUUGCAGGUUGAGCAUCCCAUCACAGAAUGCAUUACUGGUCUGGACCUUGUCCAAGAAAUGAUCCGUGUUGCUAAGGGUUACUCUCUCAGGCACAAACAAGCUGAUAUACCCAUAAAUGGCUGGGCGGUUGAAUGCCGUGUCUAUGCUGAGGAUCCCUUUAAAUCCUUUGGUUUACCAUCCAUUGGCCGUCUUUCUCAGUAUGAAGAACCCAACCAUUUGCCUGGUGUACGAGUGGACAGUGGUAUACAAGAAGGAAGCGACAUCAGCAUUUUUUAUGACCCGAUGAUAUCAAAACUUGUAACACAUGGCAGCGAUCGAACAGAAGCUUUGAAGAGGAUGGAAGAUGCUUUAGAUAACUAUGUUAUCCGGGGUGUAACGCACAAUAUUCCUCUUUUGCGGGAAGUUAUCACUCACCCUCUUUUUAUCAAGGGAGAUAUAACUACAAAAUUCCUUCCUGAAGUAUAUCCUGAUGGUUUUAAAGGUCACAUUUUGUCAUCUGUAGAAAAGAAUGAACUUCUUGCCACAGCAGCAUCAUUAUAUGUAGCUUCAACUCUGAGAUCCCAGAGAUUUUUAAAUAAUGAAAGGGUUCCUAUGACUAAAAAUAAUGUAAAGCGCUGGGAACUGUCUGUUUUACUUGAAAAUAAAAGUCACAUCAUAAUAGUCACGAGGCAAAAGGAUCAAUUCUCUGUGGAACUUGAUGGCAUAAACCUAAAUGUGUCCAGUGACUGGAACCUGGCUUCACCAAUUAUGUCUGUCAGUAUUGGUGAUACACAGAGAACCAUCCAGUGCCUUUCUCGUGAUGCAGCUGGAAACAUAAGUAUUCAGUUCCUGGGCACUGUGUACAAACUGCAAAUACUGACACAGCACGCUGCAGAGCUCAGUAAGUAUAUGCCAGAGAAAGUGGAAGAGGACACUAGCAGCAUUUUGAGAUCACCAAUGCCUGGGACAGUAGUUGCAGUUUCAGUGAAGCCUGGAGAUAUGGUAUCCGAGGGACAGGAGAUCUGCGUAAUUGAAGCAAUGAAGAUGCAGAACAGCAUGACAGCAGCUAAAACGGCAAAGGUAAAAUCUGUGCACUGCAAGGCUGGAGAGACUGUGGGCGAAGGUGAUCUACUGGUGCAACUUGAAUAAACUUUAUUCACUAAUGUUAUGUCAAUCAGCAUUUUUUUUAAAUGAUUUCAUAUUCUAAAGGGAGCUAUCCUAAAACAUUUUUAGAUAACAUUCCUACAAAAGUGAUUGUAUACAAUUAUAUUUAUUGCAAGCUGCUAUGUGAUUGAUAUCUCACAAAAUAAGCAACUGAACAUUAAACUCUCUUCUAAAGAACAA